AUGGACAAGAGCACGGAGACCGACGACGAGUUUAUCGAGGCCUUCUAUGGGACGAUUCGGUGAGUUAGAUCUAAUCGGUUAAACAAAUAUUGUGACCGUUCAUUGUGGGUAAUCUGAGCGGGCACAAAAGGUGGCGCUAUGCCAACUGACCGCUCAAGAGGUCAUAUUGGGUUAGGGGCGAGGUAAAGAAAACCUGACGGGCGAGGCAAAGUCGGGCUGGGGUAAGGAGGUGGUUAAGACAAGGUUGGGAAGAGUAAACGGAUGUCAGGCUAAAUAAGCAAAUAUGGGGUUACUUCUGGUUUAUUAGGGGUAGGGUAACAUUAAGAUUAAGCAUUUUUUAGGUUUUCAUUAAUCUAUGGGGUAUGUUUUUGUAUUUUUAGGUGACUUAAUAUAUUUUCUUAACAUUGACCUUUCCUUGGUCUAACAAAUGCAAUAUUACUGUCUUCAUCCUUUACUAUUAUAAAUACUUUUUUAUACUUAACAGUUAUAAGUUAGGCCAAGAAAUAGCAUUUAUUAAAACGGUAACCUGAAAAAAAACCCCAAAAAGGUUUAAAAAGAAGGCAGGUGUUGAAGUCGUUUGUACAGCUAGUUUUGAGGUCACUACCUUAUUUUCGGGGAUAUAAUUGUACAACUUGUGGUUGUUGACUUCAGGUUUACGUGAUUUGAUUUUCGCAUUUAUUAAAUAACUUAUUUUAAAAUACCUCUAGAGUAUAGUUUUUUUUAAUUUUGGUGAUGUUAAGGUAGGUGUGCGUUGAUUACAUUCUUUUUAAAUUAGUUUUGCAACUUUAUUUUUAGCAUCAAAAACUAGGUCUAAAGCAAACCUACAUCAGUAUAAAUUAAAAAUUUUGGUGGUCUAACACAUCUUUUUCUUAUUCAUGCCCAUCUGUUUCAAAGUAAUUCUAAAGUUAACAUCGUUCACAUGUUCCAGUUGACAUAAUUAAUUAGACGCUUCAUAACUCUUUCAUCCGAAAGUUGUUCAUCGAAAGUGCCAAAAUUGUGAAUAGCUACGUUUUUGAUGGAAAUUACUCUCUGGAGGAUUAUAUAUUGUGCUGGCAUUCCUUUCCGGAUAACACUAUUUUUGUUUUUUUUCAGUCGAAUGCCUCGUUAUAACACGACAGACACUAACAAUGUCGACACGACCGAGUUGGACCCCUGCUUGGCGGCUAAAAUACGAUUGGAGGGGAAGGGACGGUGCAGGUGGGUUACUUCAGCUAUUUUAUUGAUGGUAUUAGUACUACUGUAUACCUUUCUUUGUGGGCAUAAAAAGGGCAAUCGGAGUGGUACUAUUUUUGUUUUAUAUGGUUAAACUUUCAGAUCAAGUACGAUCUACGUGUUGAUAGCUUCCUUGAUCAUCUUGUUGAUAUCCAUAUUUAUUUUGAUAUUUCUACUGGUUACAUGGAUUCCAAAAGAGGUUGGUUUUGUUUCUUAUCGUGGGUUAUUGAUGGUUAUAAAAUGUUGCUUAUUGUACGCUUUUACUGUAAUAUUGUAGUAUUUUGUAAAUUAAAAAAAUUCAUUAAUAGGUAUAGCUAAUAUUGAUGUUGUAAAGUGUUGUGUUUAGUACCAACGCCUAGAAUUUCCGUCAAGACCUCUGCCAGUACACGAUCGUAUCUUAGCACCAAUUAAAGUACAUCGAGAUCCAGAUGAACUACUUCCAGACGUGGUACCAACAGAACCGGACAAGCUACUGGAACAUUUCAACGGAAAGGUGUGUUAGUAACUAAGUGUAAUAAUGUGUUUGUAUUAGAUAUUCUGGAAUCAGAAUCCAGAAACACGAAGAGCUCCAUCUAAUAGUGAUAACGGUAAGAAAGAAGAGGUAAUGGGUAUUGGAGAGGCGAAAGAGAAGUAUGGUUUGGGGGCAACAGAAAGUGGCAGUACAUUAGAAAGUAGUACUGGAAGGGAUAGUACCAUCAGUUUUACUGUAUCUCCAGAUGCUUUUCUACCGUCAUCUAAUGACGUUAAGGCUACUGAUAAUGUUGAGGCUAUCGAUUUGAUCUUCACAUCUGCUUCUUCAGAAAAGCCUUCUGUAGCUGUUGUUCAACAAUUGAACCCGGUACUUGUUUUUGAAACAGUUAAGCCAUUUGAGCAGGCUACAAAAGAGUUGGAAGUGGCUACAAAACCUGCAUUUACAACAUCUUCAAGCAAGGUACCAACAAUAACUACCACUACAUCGACUAUUACUGAAGCAUCAAAUAAACCUUCAGAAACUCAGACUCUUGGCCCUUCAAUAACUGAAGCUACUGAACUUGCUACGAUAACCACUAAGGCUACAGUAACAGCACAAAGCAAUGGCACAGAUAAAAAAUCAACGGCAAUAAUAGAUCAAACAGUUUCAACGACAUCAAUGACAGAAAGAUUAGAAGAAGAGAGCACUAUAAUACGACUCGAGCCAUAUGUAAACAAAAGCAGAGGUUAUCAACCGGUCGAGAGUGAUGGUGUUCAGGUAUUUGCUGUUUAUGUUGUUUGUUCCUUUGCUGAUAGCUGGUCUAACUGGGGCGUUGCACGAACUAUAAUCCGGGCUUAUUUGCAUGUUUCGAUGUUGCUGAUAUGAUAUUAUGACAUUUUCAUGAUUUUAAUAAUAAAAUUUUGCAUGAUAAACAAAAUACAUAACUUGAAGUUUUAAAAACUUACUUCCAGACAUGCUCCCAAUAUCUGAAAUCAGGCCAAACCAAGUCAGGAAUCUACAAACUGAAGCUGCCUGAGGUCGGAGAGUUCUAUGGUUUGUGUGAAAUGGAUGAGAACGAUGCCUGGUUGGUGAUACAACAACGUCAGAAUGGAGACGAAGUCUUCUACAAUCGUUCCUUCAACGACUACGCUCUCGGCUUUGGCGAUCAGGCUUCUGAUCAUUGGCUAGGCUUGGAGAAGAUAAGGGCGUUGCUGAACAGAUACAAACUACAACUUCGAAUUGAAGCCAGAGGCGACAGAUGUGACAAAAGAAAAGAUGACCUUUACCUGCUUGGGUUAUACGACUUUACAAUUGCUACACGGAAAGAUGGCUACAGACUGACAGUGUCGAAUAUUCUGGAGGGAAACUUCACGGAUCCCUACUCGGACUUGAGUAAUUGUAACGGAGCCAAGUUCGCUACGGUAGACCGACAGUCGAAUACUGUAAAUUGUGCGGAUCUGAGAAAGUUAGGGUAGGUCGGAUACUGUAACUAAUGAUAUCCAGGCAAAAUCUAUAUAGUAUUUUAAAUUGUAAGAUAUCUAAAAAAGUUUAUUAAAGCCUAAAGCCUAAUUUCUACUUAGUAUCGUAAUACCUAUUAUGCAAAUUUACUCCUUUAGAGCCUGGUGGCAUCCACCAAGUUGUUCCUUCAUUACCUUAAAUGGUGCUUACAAUAACGACAAGUGCCAUAGCUGGUCGGGUGCUCAGAUUUACGCUCGGGAACGGUCGGUUCACGCUUCGGUACAUUACAAACAAUCACAUCAGAAGCCGCGGUUUACCCGGCUGUCAGUAAAAAUAGUUGAGUAG
Molecule: messenger RNA, 3466 nt
Organism: Bursaphelenchus okinawaensis
Lineage: Eukaryota; Metazoa; Nematoda; Chromadorea; Rhabditida; Aphelenchoididae
Source: the annotation of a GenBank genome assembly